AUGAACGCCGACGAGUCCGACGACGACAUUCGUGACUGGAAGUGGGAACCGUUCACCUCAACUAUCAACACCAUCAAGCAGAACACCUAUGACACAGUCCUUGAGGCAACGCAGAAUCCAGAUGCCGCCUUUCCUAUCCCACGAUGGACACGUCCCAACUGGCCUCAAGAGGGCGUCACACUUCCCCCAGAAGAAGUUGUCCCGCAGGACGGUGCAACGGCCGUGAUCAAGGGUGAUGCGACGUCUCGGCUGCGGCCAGCUCUCCUGCCCGAGGACAGAGCGCAGAACCCCACCAGAUAUGCCCUGCGAUAUGGAAUUUUCCCCGAUGAUGACUUCCGUGGUCCUCGACACGGCCGGUCACGCAUGUCCCCCAUAGCGGAAGCCUUCGAGCACGAAUUCCAGAAUCUGGAUCAGGAUCCGGCAUCGUACUCGCAUGCAAACAUUGCUCUUUUCAAGAGCAAAUUUGGAGAAGAAGAGGUCUAUGCCGAUGAUGAGGACUAUCAAAGGGCCUUGUUCUAUGGGUUCACGACUAAAGAGAGGAUCGAUUGGAAAGCCGAGCCUUUGCACCCGGACUUUGAACCUCAAGAGAGCAACCUCACUGGGAACCUUCACGAUUUACUCGUCAGAGACCAAAAAUGGCUCAAUAUGGACGAGGGCGGCCGGCCAAGAUACAAUCUUUGCGGUAAAACAGGCGAAUACUCUGUGAACGACGAAGAACUGUGGACAGCACUCCAACCAGCCCUCCAGCUCGUCACCCGGGUUUUACAGAUGGAUCAUCCCUUCUGGCGAGCAUGCUUGGACUCUCUCUGCGGAAUUGAAGUCCCACCUCACCGCAAGAGCAGAAAACACAAGGACAAAAAGCUCAUCUACAUCGACCCCAGCGAGCCCAAGGACUGGUUCGCAAAGCAGGGCACUCACAUGAGAGCAAACCUCGCCCUCAGCUAUAUUCAGGAAAGAAUAAGCCUUAGCAUCAAGUCAAACCGUCAAUUCGUGGCUGGACAAGGACCGGGCCGAGACGACAUGACCGGUGAGACGCAGCCAUACCAUCGAAACGACGCUGUCAAUUUUCGUCUGGAAGUUGCGAUUGCAGCCGAGAUCAUGUGGCCUCUGCUUGUCCCGCAGUACACCAUUGUCGAAAAGCAAAACUGUUCACUCGUGAUUGCAACUGUCAUUCUUCACGAACUAGCUCAUGCCGCUCAUUUUGCCAUGUAUGGCCACGUCGCAGACACUCUAAACCCAGAAGUUCGUCGAGCAUGGGACGAUCCCUUCUGGGCUAAUGAGGGAAAGGCUGAGAUUGGAUUUGCAUUUGAGAACCAGCUAUGGGGCGGUACCCUCAAACCGCCUCACAAAACCGACAUCGCCAGAUUUUAUCCCUACCGCACAUGGCCCAUUGACAUCUGCCUCUGGCAGUGGCCCGACCCACCCGACCACAAAGACCAUGAAAACAGGGCAGACUACCUCCGUGAUGCUGUCUUGCCCACAGCACGCGUCGGAACCCUUAUUCAGCUCAGGGACGUCCACCGACUAUUUCAGCAGAGCUUCUGGGACGCCAACGUUCCGAUCUACGGCCACAGGGCCCUGAGAUUCACCACCGCCGGAAGACCUUCUUUUGCCGUCCCGCACGACGCAGAACUGAGGAAACAGGAUUGGUACGAAACUUUCGGGUUUUCCAAGGGUAAAUGGCUGCACUUGGCAGUGCGAGCGUUCAGGGCGGCUGAAUAUGGGAUGGUGGCGGAGUACCUGGGCCAUCUCGUUGACGAAGAGCUAGUCGGCGUGCGAACCAAGAGCCGCUGGGACGAGGAGAAAAAGCGGUGGUCUGGCCGUGACGCAGAUGUAAAGGCACACAUGGAAAAGAUCAGAAACAACGCGUUGUCCAGUAUGCCUGGAGAUGCAGCAGUCAGCGUCACCCAGCUCAACGCGCGCUCUACCACCCAGGAGCUGCUAUCCGCCUUGCAAGACUUUUGUAGCUCCGUGUUGGCCGAGCUCCAGCACUCCCAGCGCAUGGCGGUCGAAUACCUCCAGCUUUCGGAUUUCGACAAGAGCUACCUCCAAGUUCAGCUCUGGAAGCUUCAGCAGCGGAUCGAGUCCUACGGGCGCAAGGUGCACAGAAUCAUGAGCCUGUCUCUUCCGGCCAAGAUAACCCGCUGGAUGUCAAUCGUGUUUCUCGAUAACCAGCUUCUCUCGUCCAUCAGCGAGAGUAUCACAAGCAUCACGUUACUCUUCUCAUCUCUGAAACAAACCAGAACUUACCUGGAAAAGAACACCAUCUCUCAGCGCGAAUUUGACGAGAUUGCAAAGACCAUGCCCUCCAUCGCGGAUACCGUCUUCCGCACCCGGUCCCAGCGCCUGCAAAAGAUUGCGCAGCGAGAGUUAUUCAACAUGCCACUCAUGUUCCGUCAACUGUGGGAGAAGUUCCAUGUCAUCUUUGGGAGAAUCAGCACCAAACUCCGCACAGGGACAUUACGAGUGAGACCAUACAUCAUGAAGAAGAAGAGGAAGAAGCAAAAGAAGAAGAAUGCAAGGAGACAAUCAAGCCCUGGCACCGACUAUGACUCGGAGCUGUCAUUAUCACGACUCACCCUCCGAAGCCCCCAGUCGAGAAUAUCACCAAGAUCAGCUUACCCACAGGCGCUGCUGGCAUCGGCACCGGCUCCAAGACCAACGACGAGAGUCAUGUCCGCUAAUGACCCGGAGCAGGAAGCAAUCUUGUCAGGACACGCCUUUGCAGGCUUGCAGAUUAGACCACGGGCAGAAGGACCAGGAACCACCUUUUCAGGCCACAACUUUGGAAACCUGGAAAUCAGAUCACGUCCAUCAACAGCAGCAGCCGGCGCUAAGCGCGGACGGGAUGAUGAUGAUGAUGAUGAUGAUGAAGAUGAACCACAACUACCAGCCAACAAGCGACAACUGCGCCCGAAUCAAGUACUUCCGCCACAGAGAUUCGCUCGUGCUCCUGGUGCUGCUGCUGCUGCUGCUGCUCCGUCUUCGUCCCCGGCAGCUGGUGCUUCCCGUUCUGCUACCGGUUCUGCUUGGACUUCUUCUUCUAGCUCUGGGUCUGAUGAUGAUGUUAGUGAUAGUUCUAGUGACGAGUCCGGUGGUGAGUCUGGCGGCCCUAAGAGUGAUUCUGGUGGUAGAUCUGGUGGUUCACCAAGAGCUGGUGCGGAAGGUGCUUCCGAAGACGAAGAGUUGAUACCCGAAGGGAGCUACAGCGUAGGCAGCACCAGGAGCCCUGAUAUCCCCGAAGGCCCCAGCACUGGCUACCCCGGAGAUCCCAUGGAGAUCAGCGACAGCGACAACCGAGGGGGCAGAAGAGGAAGACAAGCAGCGCCUUCUUCCUCUACCCACCACCGCCACCAUCGUCAUUCCCGUUCCCACUCCUAUUCCUCCUCCUCUUCUUCUUCCUCCUACUGCUCAACUUGCUACUCCUCUUCCGAAUCCGAAACUGGUAUCGUAACCAACGACCCUAACCUCGCCGACCCCUUCAUGGACGCUCCCCCUCAACCCAACACCACUAUCCCCCCUCAACCUAACACCACCACCACUCCCACCACUCCCACCACUCCCCAACGUAACCCCCCUGCUCGCACAUCCCCCCUCCGCACCCCCCACAUGCGCGCCCCCUCCCGCUCCCCCUACCGCACCCCUCCCCCUGCCUACCAAAAGACUCCUCCCGUGCACUCCCAAACUCCUCGUCACCCCAUCGAAGGCCCUCGUCCCCGUCGCCGAUCCCCCGGCCACUCCCCUCUUGAAGGACCCCGCGGCCGUCGACCCCGUCGUCAAGUCCAACCCAACGAAACUCCUCCGCCCUCUUUCCUCAACGCAGUCGGCAGUAUCUUCGGCCUCAGCCUCGGCCCGGGCAGUGGCGGACGCGCUGCCACCGACGCUGACAUUCGCAAUGCUCGCAGCCCUUCUACGCCUGAAUUUCGCGCUCCAAGGGGUAGAGAUUCUCCCACGCAAAUCAGGACUCCAACCUCUGGUAUGCGGGGGUUACUUGCACCGUUGGGUCGGUUGAACUUUUUCGGUGGUGAUGGUGGUGGUGGUGGUGGUUCUCCACCGGCGGCACCUGCGGCACCUAGGCGGAAUGUAGAUACUAGAGGGGCGCCUGGCCGUAGAGGUAUGGAGAUCUAUGAACGUCGUAGAGCUCCUUUCGCUGAGAUGAAUGUUCCGAAUGCUCCAAGAGGUAGAGCUGGUGCUUCGGGCGCUCCGAGGGGUGCUCAGGGUGGUAGGGGUGCUGGUGCGAAUACUGGAGAACCAAGUGUCGGGUGGGGUGGUCUGGGAGAUGUUUUUGGUGAUGAGAGGGGUCAAACAGCAGGGCAGAGGGAGAAUCCAGGUGAUGAUGAUAUGGAUAUGGACGACGGGAUAAUGUAG
Molecule: messenger RNA, 4368 nt
Organism: Neurospora tetrasperma FGSC 2508
Lineage: Eukaryota; Fungi; Ascomycota; Sordariomycetes; Sordariales; Sordariaceae
Exons: 6
Coding region: 1-4368 (1455 amino acids)
Source: RefSeq, a predicted model, not a curated record